This is a messenger RNA of Lactuca sativa (garden lettuce), 1820 nucleotides long. RefSeq names its product CDP-diacylglycerol--serine O-phosphatidyltransferase 1. The record is from RefSeq and is a predicted model, not a curated record. Gene Ontology annotation, molecular function: L-serine-phosphatidylethanolamine phosphatidyltransferase activity. NCBI's taxonomy places the organism in Eukaryota, Viridiplantae, Streptophyta, Magnoliopsida, Asterales, Asteraceae. Gene Ontology annotation, biological process: phosphatidylserine biosynthetic process.
UUUGACCAGUCGUACUUCCUCUCACUGACGCCGCAAUACAUAUACAUACAAAUCCUUCCCACUGCGCAUACUCAAAUUUAUCAAGAAUCUUUUCACAGACUACAUAUAACGCAUCUCCUCCCAUCAAUACAAACUUCCAGUUCUUCUCGAAAUCUCCCAUCAUUCAACUCUUUUUCUCCAAGAUCGGACGGCUAAGGAUCCCUCUUUCCUUUUCUUUCAGUCUCACCACUAGGGCUCAAUCACUCUUUCCUUACUCAUCUCUUCUCGUUAUGCUGAUCAAGGUAAGCUAAUAACACAACAUUUUUAUGGAGUCUAAUGGUCUAAAGAGUGGAAGGAGAAAAGACUAUAUUGCCCAUCAAAGUCAUGAAGUGAGCACAUCCAUUUCUGAUGAAGAACUCGAUCCAUGGACAGCUUGGGCUUACAAACCUCGAACAAUUACACUUUUAUUCAUAGGCUCAUGUUUUCUGAUUUGGGCUAGUGGAGUUGUUGAUCCGGAAAGCAAUCCAUCAGAUGAUAUUGUAACAUCUGUCAAAAGGGGCAUAUGGGCAAUGAUUGCAGUUUUUCUAGCUUACUGUUUGCUUCAAGCUCCUUCAACGUUAUUAAUUAGGCCACAUCCUGCAAUUUGGCGUCUAGUUCAUGGCAUGGCUGUUAUUUACCUUGUAGCAUUAACAUUUUUGCUUUUUCAGAAUCGCGAUGAUGCUAGGCAAUUCAUGAAGUAUCUCCAUCCUGAUCUUGGUGUUGAACUUCCAGAAAGAUCAUAUGGUGCUGAUUGUCGAAUAUAUGUACCCAAUAAUCCCACUAACAGGUUUAUAAAUGUUUAUGAAACACUUUUUGAUGAAUUUGUUCCUGCUCAUUUAUUCGGGUGGUGGGCAAAGGCAAUAAUGAUCCGUAAUCAACCACUUUUAUGGGUAUUAUCAAUCGGAUUCGAGUUAAUGGAGCUAACAUUUCGCCAUAUGUUGCCAAAUUUUAAUGAGUGUUGGUGGGACAGCAUUGUUCUUGAUAUAUUGAUUUGCAAUUGGUUAGGUAUUUGGGCAGGGAUGCAUACGGUUCGUUAUUUUGAUGGUAAAACAUACGAGUGGGUUGGAAUAAGCCGUCAACCAAAUAUUUUGGGCAAAGUAAGUUUAUAUUUCCAGUCCUAUCAAGGUCAUUGUCAGUGUCAGUGUCAGUGUCAGUCUGUUGACCAGUGGAUAUCUGUAUACCAGGUAAAACGAACAUUAGGUCAAUUUACUCCAGCAAAUUGGGACAAAGACGAAUGGCAUCCGUUUCUCGAUCCAUGGCGAUUCAUUCAAGUUUUAACCCUUUGCAUUGUGUUCUUGACCGUUGAACUCAACACGUUUUUUCUCAAAUUUUGCCUGUGGGUCCCACCUCGAAACCCCAUUAUUGUUUAUCGAUUGCUUCUUUGGUGGCUUAUUGCAAUUCCUACAGUUCGGGAGUAUAAUUCUUACCUACAAGACCGAAAACCCGUGAAAAAGGUUGGAGCUUUUUGUUGGCUUUCGCUUGCAAUUUGCAUCAUUGAACUACUUAUUUGCAUCAAAUUUGGGCAUGGUCUUUUUCCUACUCCAAUGCCUAGAUGGCUUGUAAUUUUAUGGUCAUCUGUUGGUGUUGGACUUCUUGCGUUCUUGAUGAUGUGGACAUGGCGAUUUCAUCCAAGUUUAAGCAAAAAACAAAAACGGCUUUGAAUUCGUUUGCCACCUGUUUUUUUGUGGUGAAAAAUGGGUCGUUUUAUUGAAUGUCAACAUACAUGUUGUAAAUUUUAUUCAUUUCAUAACUGUAAAUUCUCAUUAUUUCAGCCAAGAUUUUUCAUAUUUAUAUUUUAUUAA